CCGUCUGCUCUCCAGUUUCAGUAUGGCGGCCGGGACUUGCGGAGGAGGACAACUUCUUCUAGCUUCUUUCCAGCAAAUUGCUGGAAGGCGGCGGCUAUAACACAAACCCACCUCGCCGAACACGUCUUGGACUGUGAUAGACGACGACAGCGCCACCGAGGACCUCCGGAGUUCACCCCCCAGGAAGAUAAUCGUGUUGGUGUGAUGCGAGGAGAGCCGCAGUCCAGAAACUCAACAGAUUUUUUUCCGCGUCUCCCUCCGCUCUGACUGUCAGUUAGCCGGCUAGCUGCUAGUUAGCUCACCUUCAUGCUAUCGUUCGCCUCCGGGGGCUCUGCUGUAGCCAAAUACACUUUAGUUUGCGGUUUUCUUUCCCACUGGAGACAAGUAUGGCACACUGCUUCCCUUCGGUAAGCGAACUGGUUGAGAAGGGCGAGGAGAAAACAUUUGGGGACCUGAAUGAUAACUUUGUCAGCACUCAUUAGCCUAGCCUCAUUAGCUUGUUUGGUCCAACGCCAGGAAGCGUUGGCCGAGACUUAGCGCUUCAAUUAGCAUCUUAGUGGUACAAGACAACCUGCUAAUCCCCAUUUCAACCCGGCUCGGUGUAUUUGAAGCACUAAUCCAGACAAAGUGGACACUGAAUUGCUUUAGUUGGCCAACCUGACCAGCAGCGUUUCGUAACUCAGGGGGUGUUUCUGGCUUUUCAGUCUUUCUAGGUGUCGUUAGCGAUCUCUAGGUGUUUUUUUUAAGCGGGUGGUCACGUCGGGUUCCCUGUAUCAGGGCAACAAGGUCACCCCGAUUAUCAUGUUCAGAYUGACAUACAGGCUGCAGACGACGCUCAGCUAAAUCGUUGUUGCAUAUUGGUGUGGUCUUGUUAUCCUGCCUGCUGCAGGUCGAGACAUCACAGCUCCAUAACGCCCUGAUUAAAAGCCCAGACAUUAAAACAGGUUGACUGAUUCUUGCUUUAAUUUCUUGGCUUCUGCUCCAGCUGCUCAAAAAGGACUAAACCAGAUCAAGUCUGGCAACACCACUGGUUUCACUUGCUUGAGUAGUUUGAUGGACGUGAGGGGCUGUUUGCCACACUGUCAGGGCUAUACUCAGUCAUGUAUGUCUUGACACAUGGCACCUUGGUCUGUACAUAGUGUUUGCUGUUGGAUGUGAGCGUCGUAAUGUAGCUCUAGAGAGGAGUGGGUGAAAAGGAAUGUCUCGUCUUUUUUAUACCUGUUAGUUUGUGUUUUUUUUUUUUCUCGAACACAGGAGAGUCUUGUUCAUUCAAAGUGGGGGAAGCUGUGUAGUCGGGAGUGUGUACAGUGGACAAUGCUUAUCAGUUAGUGCCUAGAAGAUUACACAACUUAAGAGAUCUGCCUGCCUGCCUGCACACACAAGGCCGUAGAUAUUGUAGAUUAUUCAUUCGUUGCGGGAUGCACCAAAACCCUGCCAACCUGGAUCAAGAAAACCUGUCUCUUGUGUCUGGUUGGAGUAACACCCUCAAGCCAAAAUCAAUGCCUUCGGCGCUGGCCGUGUUCACCUGCCGACCCAACUCGCAUCCAUUCCAGGAGCGGCAUGUGUACCUGGAYGAGCCCGUCAAAAUCGGCAGGUCGGUGGCUCGGUGCAGGCCAGCCCAGAACAAUGCCACCUUUGACUGCAAGGUGCUGUCCAGGAAUCACGCCCUUGUAUGGUUCGACCACAAGACCGGAAAGUUCUACCUGCAGGACACUAAAAGCAGCAACGGGACGUUCAUCAACAGCCAGAGGCUGAGCCGCGGCUCGGAGGAGAGUCCGCCCUGCGAGGUCCUGUCCGGUGACAUCAUUCAGUUUGGCGUCGAUGUCACCGAGAACACACGCAAAGUCACACAUGGCUGCAUCGUGUCAACAAUCAAACUCUUCCUACCUGAUGGGAUGGAGUCACGCCGGAGAAGCGAUGUCAUCCAGGCUCCGUUACCACUUCCUGUAGACAAGGUUGCAGCCAACACUCCCAGUAUGUAUUCUCAGGAACUGUUCCAGCUCUCCCAGUAUUUACAGGAGGCCUUACACCGAGAGCAGAUGUUGGAGCAAAAGUUAGCCACUCUGCAGCGUCUGUUAAGCACCACACAGGAGGCCUCGGAGAGCAGCUGGCAGGCUCUGAUAGACGAGGACCGUCUGCUGUCCAGGUUAGAAGUGAUGGGCAGUCAGUUACAGGCUUACUCAAAGUCGCAGCCAGAGGAGGGGAUCCGUAAGGAGCUCCUGGCUCUUCAGGAGGACAAACACAACUAUGAGACGACGGCAAAGGAGUCCCUGAGAAGAGUCCUGCAGGAGAAGAUCGAGGUGGUCCGGAAGCUGUCGGAGGUUGAGCGCUCGCUCAGCAACACGGAGGACGAGUGCACCCACCUGAAGGAGAUGUCUGAGAGGGGUCAGGAGGAGCUGAGGGAGCUGGCCAACAAAUACAACGCUGCCGUCAACGAGAUCAAAGAGCUGACCGACAAAAUCAAGGUGGCGGAGGGCCGGCAGGAGGAGCUGACCCAGCAGGGAGUGAUGGAGAAGAAGGAGUUGGAGUUGCGGAUCGAAGAGAUGGAGGAGAAGGAGCAGGUUCUCCAGGCUCGCAUCGAGGCUCUGCAGGCCGACAACGACUUCACCAACGAGAGACUCGCCGCCCUGCAGGUGCGGUUAGAACAGCUGCAAGAGAAAAGCGUUAAAGAAAACAACAGUCUGGAUGUGGACAUUGUCUCCCUCGGACCGGUAGAGGACCCUGUCGAAGACAAACAGAACCUGCAGACACCUGAGAGCCAGGACCGGGACGAGAGGGACUCAGAUACUGAUGAUGGGGCAGUUGGUGGAGCUCGAGAUACUGAUGACAACUGUCUGGUCAACAACAGCGGAGGAGACUCCACUAGAAUCCCUCAGUUGAUUGAGUGUCCGCCCGUCAAACAGUUGAAGGAGUCUGUGAGUUCUUCAAUAAACAAACUGGCUAACUUUGAUGAAGUGAUGGACGCUCACCUGCAGAACAACCAGACUGAAGAAGACGACAUCCUGGCCAGCCCCGACCGACUCAAAGCCAAUCAGAUGGACGCCAAAGAGUCGGACAUGUCCGACACCCUGAGUCCCAGCAAGGACCGCAGUAGCGACGACACGUCAGACGGCAACAUGAACGAGCAGGAGCUGAACGAACCUCAGAACAGAGUAGCUCUGCUGAAAGCUGAGUUAAGUCGGGCCGGGUUAGAGCCCGGGGACACGGAGCGGGUCAUCAACCAUCUCCACAGAGAACUGCUAGAAGCCCAGGAAUUAGCCAACACCGGCAAGCAGAAAUGUCUUGAGCUACAAGCUCUGCUGGAGGAGGAGAGGAGGACUAACUCUAAGUUGACCGAGGAGUCGACCAAACAGAUCCAGUACCUGCAGACUCAGCUGGAGAAGCUGCAGGCCGACAUGGAGGCACUGAGGGAGCAGAGGGAGAGCACCAUCUGCAGCACCAGAGAGGAGCUCUACUCCGCCCAGGAGGAGGUUCUCGUCCUGCGACACGCCAUGGAGGCGGCCACGGCGGAGCGGGAGCGGGAGAUCGCCGCCCUGCAGGCAGACGUGGGUAAGGUGCGCACUGAGCUGGAACACUGGAGGACCACGGCCGCCAAAUACGAGGAGGAGAUCAGCCGGCUGCAGGGGGCGUUCUCCCAGCAGCAGCUGCAGCAGCACACUGCCAGCCAGCUGCAAACGGAGUGCGUUACGUUGCACCAGCGGUGCUCGUCUCUGCAGCAGGAGUGUGACGGCCUGAGAGCAGAACGGACAACUCUCACAGAUAAACUGCACCUCCUGGAGGCGGAGCUCAGCAGCACCAGGCAGAAGAGUCAGGUCCUCAGCAGCAGCCUGGAGUCUCUGGAGAAGAGGGAGGAGGUCUUGCAGGACAAACUGGGGUCUCUGGAGAACCAGCACCUGCAGGAUGCGAGCAGACUAAAGAGCCAGCUGGACCAGGCCCAGGCCCGGACUCACACGCUGCAGAAAGAGUAUGAAGACACUCAGCUGCAGCUCCUGGACCUCCAUCAGCGCUACGAGAGGACGGAGCAGGAGAAGCUGAACAUCCACCAGGAGCUGGAGCAGUGCCGGAGCAGCCUGAAGCUGCUGCAGGACAAAACCAGCUCUCCAUCCAUAUUGCAGCCUGUCCAAGCCAUAUUCAUGGGCCUUGUCCUGGCUCUGCUGUACUGGUGUUUCGGCCAGUUGUGGUAGAAAGAGCGGCUGGAGCCCCUGGAUGCCGGUCAUCGCAGUGAUGGUCGCCGUGACGGCCGCCAUCCUCUACCCCAACCUCUCCAAGAGCAGCUCCGCCUGAAAGCCCGAGCCGCGAGGACAGCGCCACCGCUUUACUUGUAUAAAGUCUAAUUGUACAUAAUUGUAGAGGGAUUAUAAAAAGGUUGUGGUUUCUACAGAGGACUCGGAUACUUCCUGGUUUAUUUUGUUUUCUAAGAGGAGUUUCGUUGUCAUUUUUACUCUCGGGGCUCUCUGAGACGUGGUGGGGGCGGUUUUAGGUUUUUGUGUUUGGGUAAAAAAAAAAAACGAUAAAGCAGACAAAAACACUCAAAUCUGAUUCUUUCCAGCAAACUUAGCGCCGUCAGGGAAGCAUGACUCAGCGUUUAUUUUAAAAUGUUUAACCUGAGGCGUAAGAGCAUGUUGGUCUUAAUGUUUCAAAUCCACAUUAAGGAACUCAUGCAGGAUAUCAAAUAAAACUAAAAGAAAUAAAAUAACCUGACUUAUGAGAAACAUUCAAAUUGUUUUUUUUUCCAGUAAAUAUAUUUAAAUGUAAAAGUUUGUAGCUGCGUGUAAACCUUGAACGUCUGCUCGUCUGCUGGAAAGUUUUCAGGAAGUUCUGCUUCUCAGUUCUGUUUCAGCCGUACGGUUUCUUUUUUUUUUUUUUUUUCGAGGGAGUUCGGGGGUUAAAACUUGAAGCCAAAUUAUUUUAAAGAAAUAGGUUUUUUUUUCUUCUUUACUCUUCAGAUUUUUUGGGGCACAGAAAAACCGGGGGGAUGUAAGUGCCUCUGAUGUAACUAACAAACACCACAAUUUGUGUGUGAAAAAACACUUAAUCAAACACACACACACACACACAUACGGAGGCCUGUUGAUGUUCAAAGCAUCUGUUGAGUUUUUCAUUAACUUCAUUAAUUACAAUAUUCUGCUCAUUUAAUAACUAAAACUUUUAAUACGACAAUUUUCAACUUCUAAGAGCAGGACGAUUAUUAAAUCCUUUCUGAGAAGAUUUCUUGUAAUGAAAGUGUUUCAGCCCUCAACAGUUAAAUUGGUUGAUAAAAUUAGUUAUUUUUGGGUUUAAAUGUUUAAAAGUUUCAUCAGAUUAAGAAAACAGUUGUUACUCAUCUGAGGCAAAUUUAAAUAUGUAAAUGAUUAAUCCAAAUUUAGUCCUUUAAAUAUGAAUUUCUGAGUCUGGAACAAAAAAAAAUUAGAUUUACAGGAAAUGCAAGUUAGAAAAUGUUAUUAAAUUACAUAAAAAUUAAUUUGAAGUGUUUCCUCCACUCACUUUAAGUCUUCCAUCUGUGUGUUUUAGAACUGUUUAUUCCUCCUAAAAGUUGCCUUUUGUGUCUUAAAUCUCCAUCUUUUAGUGAGUAAAAUAAAAGAUGAUAAUUUUGGACGAGUUUUGUUUCGCUCCAACACUUCGGGCCUCCRUUGGAAGUUUUAAAAAAUCUUUCCAAGCUGUGUGUUUCGGUGUCAGUUCACACUUUUGGACUCUUCGUCAUCGUCUGUGUACUCUUGUCUCGUCUCCGUGUUGAAAAAUAAAAUAAGUGACAGCGAACAAAUAUUCCUGAUGUUUAAAGAGAGAGAAAAAAACACUAAAGUACAGAUAGAAUUGUAAAAUAAAAUGUAUUUGAAUGAUGUGCAGCUAGACUUAUUUUGUUAAAAUUGUUUAGAGAUAAGAGGGGGUGUAGAGAACCUGAUGUACUGAAUAUGCAGAGAAACGUUUGGAUUAAAGUUGUAGCAAGCUGACCCACCA
Austrofundulus limnaeus is the source of this 5955-nucleotide messenger RNA. It is a transcript of the gene slmapa, whose product is annotated as sarcolemma associated protein a. Gene Ontology annotation, molecular function: protein binding. The record is from RefSeq and is a predicted model, not a curated record. Bases 1419 to 4184 code for a protein of 921 amino acids. The transcript has 26 exons. NCBI's taxonomy places the organism in Eukaryota, Metazoa, Chordata, Actinopteri, Cyprinodontiformes, Rivulidae. Gene Ontology annotation, biological process: protein localization to plasma membrane; regulation of membrane depolarization during cardiac muscle cell action potential; regulation of voltage-gated sodium channel activity.